AUGGCGGCGUUCAUGGCUAGCGGCUGGGCCAUGGCGUCGAGCAGGCCAAGCUUCGUCACCCCUCGAAGCUUCUUUAACUGGGGCCAAGGCGCGAGAGAAGCCGCGCUGCCGCCGCCGCAGCUGCAGUUCCGGUACCACGACGUCGAGCCGCCGUUCCCCAUGUCGCUCGUGACAAAAACACACCUCAGAGACCGUGAGCUCAAGUGCUGCUACAAGGCCACCGUGGACGGCUUCAGCGCGACGGACUUCCACCGGCGGUGCGACUUCAAGGGCCCCUGCGUCGUCGUCGGCUACACCGACUGUGGCUUCCGGUUCGGCGGGUUCAGCCCGGAGGGGUACCGCAGCACGGACGACUACUACGACACGCUGGACGCGUUCCUCUUCUACUGGCUCGACGACGAGCUUGCUCUUGCUGCGCCAGCGGAAGCCACCGAGGCCUCACCGCCGCUGCCCGUGGUGCUGCCGAAGGUGGGCGGGAGCGGCGCGGCGCUGUUCGACUACUCCCGCGGCGGGCCACAGUUCGGCGCCGACGGCCUGCUCAUCGGCCCGCCACUCACCGCCGUGAUGGGCGUGUUCACUGGACCCGACUCCAGCGCCGGCGUCGGCGACCUCCGCAGCGCGCGCUCGCGGCUCGGCCUGUCGUACGCCAGGCGGCCGGAUGGGAAGGAGAGCCUGUUCGGCGACGAGGGCAGGGCCCAGCUCGCGGAGGUGCUCGUCUUCUGCAACCCGGAGAUCGCGAGCCUGUACUGA
Molecule: messenger RNA, 750 nt
Organism: Miscanthus lutarioriparius
Lineage: Eukaryota; Viridiplantae; Streptophyta; Magnoliopsida; Poales; Poaceae
Source: the annotation of a GenBank genome assembly